UCGAUUUCUAGAUCCCUCAUCAAUUCGGAUUCGUUUUCGAUCUGUUGAACUCUAUUCAUAUUUCUGUCAUUCCAUCGUCAUUCUAAACAAAACGUGCAUUUUUAGGAAAGCUAUGGAAUUUCGAAAUAAAGAUCCUGGAGCUGUGCAAUAUGGAAACUUCAUCAAUUAUUAUCAAUUUAAUUCCGCAGAAGAACGUCUCAAACUGUUGCCUGCAGACCAAUGGACCACUGACGAUAACGCACCCAACGUGCCCUAUCUUGUUCUAGAUGUAGGCUGCAAUUCUGGUGUUUUCACACAACUUUUACGUGAUUAUCUUAGCAAAUUACUACCUCAACGUGACAUUCUCAUAUAUGGAGUAGAUAUUGACGAUGCCCUAAUUAAAAGAGCUAAAGCCGAAAACAAUUGUGACGCAAUAACAUUUGAGUGUGUUGACGUUAUGGACAAUGAAGCUUUCGAAAAAAUCAACGAUUAUUUGGCGAAACAUCAACGAUCGCAUUUCGAUGCAGUUUGUUGUUUUUCCAUAACCAUGUGGAUACAUUUGAAUCAUCAUGACAGUGGUUUGCAGGAAUUUCUACGCAAAUUGUCUUCGUUGGCCAAAUUAUUUGUUGUAGAACCACAACCCUGGAAAUGUUAUCAAACUGCAGAGAGAAGACUAAAGAAAUCGGGAGAAGUAUUUCCUUUAUUUCCAGAGUUGAAAUGGCGUUCACAGGUCGAAGAUGAAAUCCAAAAUUAUCUUGAACUGACAUUGCAAAGAAGAAAAGUCUACGAAUCGUGUCCAACAAAGUGGAAGAGAAAAAUUUGUUUUUACAGAUAAUUAAAAACAGAUUUAGAAAAUGGUAAAACAAUUGUGUUUUUUUAAGUUUGUAGCUCUAGCAGUCAUGUCGACCUAAUGGUUUUAAUAAUCUAAAUUAGAUUUCGAGUUUAAAUCGCACUAUUC
Musca domestica (house fly) is the source of this 937-nucleotide messenger RNA. RefSeq names its product probable RNA methyltransferase CG11342. Gene Ontology annotation, biological process: negative regulation of pre-miRNA processing; miRNA metabolic process. The transcript is spliced from 2 exons. Gene Ontology annotation, molecular function: RNA methyltransferase activity; O-methyltransferase activity. The coding region runs from base 113 to 814 and encodes 233 amino acids. The record is from RefSeq and is a predicted model, not a curated record. Gene Ontology annotation, cellular component: cytoplasm. NCBI's taxonomy places the organism in Eukaryota, Metazoa, Arthropoda, Insecta, Diptera, Muscidae.